Molecule: messenger RNA, 841 nt
Organism: Diabrotica balteata
Lineage: Eukaryota; Metazoa; Arthropoda; Insecta; Coleoptera; Chrysomelidae
Source: the annotation of a GenBank genome assembly
AAUCUUUCAAGAUGAUUUUAAUAUCGUUUUUCAUCUUUGCUCUUGGAACUUUAGUUUUAGCGGCUCCCAGUCAACAUUUGGGAAUCAUAGGAGGACGCAAUGCUACAAGAGGAGAAUUUGUGUAUAUAGCCUCCUAUCAAUUAUGUACCGUAUCAGGUUGCACCCAUGACUGUAACGGAAUCGUUCUAAGCAAAAGCUGGGUUUUGACAGUAGCAAGUUGUCUGGACUAUUUUGAUCAAUAUAACUAUCAGGUACAAGCCGGAAUGUUCAAUCUUCAUGAUCCAAAGAGACAAAUAAGGAAAGCAGUAAAGGCUAUUCAGCAUGAAAAAUAUGAAGGCGAUGACUUGAGUGACUAUAACAUUGGACUGGUUAAAGUAGAUACACCAUUUGUGUUAAACGACAUGGUACAACCUGCAACAUUUCCGCAACCUUACAGCAACGUAUCUGAGGGUGAAGCGGUAUUGGCAGGAUAUGGAGCACCAGACUAUAAUUCGCUAUACAGUAUCAGAUUACAAGCAAUUAACGUUGAGGUAGUUAAUACAGAAGUAUGCUUGAAUUAUCUUAAUAAGAAAUACAACCUUCCUAAAUAUCAUAACAGUGUGGUAUGUACUGGACCUGGACCCUGUGUAGGUGACGGAUCGGCUCCUGUAGUCCAAGACGGAGUUGUCCAAGCGAUUUCGACUUGGGCCCUUAAUUUAUGUGAUCCCACCAACGCUAUCGCUGUUUAUACUAAAGUCAGUCCCUAUAUUUCAUGGAUACAGGAAAAUAUUGAGGAAGAACUAACUUUAGCAUAGAAUUAAACACUAAUAUUGUAAGAAUAUUGAAGUAUUAAUAAAUAAAC